UGCCAUCAACCCACCGCCCCGGAAAACCUUCUUUUCCUCGCACCUCUGUCGACUCACCCACCCCCAGGCCUCUCCUCGCCCUCCAGCGCCCCGUCGUCGACCGACACUGGACCAGCUCGUUGCCGCCGCGCCCUCGCCGCGCCCGCUCCAGCUGGAAGUCGCCGUGACCGCCGCGACGACGUCCCCGCCUGGCAUUCUCCGCCUCUCCCACCCUUAGCACGCCCUGAUAUGAUUUGCGCUAGCCUGCCCGUGGACCCGGUUCAUCAGCCUCCCCGAUAACUAUGACAUCCUCAAACCCAUAAACAGGCCCGCCGGCGGCUCGCAGCCUCCAGCCCCUCUGCCGGGACCUGCAGACGAUGCUGCACCUGGCAGAUACUGCGGCCUGCCAUCAAUCCCGCUAUCCCACCAACACCAUGUCUAUUCUUGCAACCAGCUGCAGUCGGCGAGUACCUGCCUGCAUCGCCGGAACCCCAAGCAAUGUCGAUCGCGCCGCAUCCCUGGCCCGACGUGCCUCUUUCAUCACGCCGGCACGCGCAAACCCUCAUCCCGUUGCUGACCCCUGUGCUGCAUGGCCCCCAAUCUGUCUUGUGCUGCACUUUUACGAGGCGCCACCGCACCAUCAAAAAGCCUCACCCACGGACAGACGCUGCCACCACCCUGCCACCACGAGGCUGCAUACGAGCGAGCUCCACUGCCUCUCCAAGCAGCUGUCACCGGCUCCCACUUGCGACAUGACAAGGCAGGUAUACGCGCCCAGCAAAGGGGUCGACGCACCUUCACUUUCCCUAUCUAGCCAACUGUUAUCGUAUGCGCCCCAAGAAACUCCGCUUAUUCCUUCCCGUCCGAACAUUACGACUUCAUCCGUGUCGCGCUCCUCCCUCUCGGAAUCGUUUAUCUGCGACCCCACAUGGGAAAAUACGUUGCGGAAGGCUGCGUCGUCCGAGCUAGCCCCACGUUCGAGUUGCAGUUCGUGUUGACCUUCACAGCUCGGGGCGCAGCAAGUCGACGAUGCAGCAACCGUAUGGUAGUGAGACUUGACGAAAGGGAGAGCUCCGCCAAAAAAAGGCAUGAGGACCUCUCUGGCAUUUGCAGCCAUGGACCCUGGCGAAGACCAAGCCGCUAACAACCAAAAAGCAAUUUGGCCUUUGAACCUCAUCUUGCUCGGGUGCUUCCGAGCCCGCAUGUC
Molecule: messenger RNA, 1186 nt
Organism: Trematosphaeria pertusa
Lineage: Eukaryota; Fungi; Ascomycota; Dothideomycetes; Pleosporales; Trematosphaeriaceae
Exons: 2
Coding region: 414-977 (187 amino acids)
Source: RefSeq, a predicted model, not a curated record